AGUUCUAUUAAUACACAGCUGUUAUUGAUUUUUGUAUUCGUUUCACGAUGUUGAAAAGUAGCAAUUUGAACAGUGUUAUGCAUAAGUUGGAUGAAGAGCAAACAGACAACAUGCAACAAGAUGCUCAAACUGACAAUAAUAACGCUGCGCCCAAAGAGGCAGCAACAAAUGAGAGUAGCGCUAGCAUGGCCGCUUUAAACUUAUCCGAUGGGGUGCUGCAAGUAGUUGAGCCGCCCAUAGAACGAGCGCGAGGGCAGGUCAAGGAGUUGAUUGGCAAGCAAAAUAAAAUAUAUAUAGAUCUGUCGAAGGAAAAGUAUAAAUUAGACGCCAGUGAGCUGGCCGAGGUAACUGAAAUGUUGAACAAUGUGAAGCGCUACCAAGUUAAGCUGAUGAAGUUAAAGAAGGACAUGACGACCAUUUAUCAACGUACUAAAAUGUUGAGGAAACGAGCCGAAAAUGUAAAAUGCUGCAAAUACCGCGACUGUCAGCGCAGACUGGACAAACAAAAGCAGGAAGAGUCGCUCAUAGGCAGUCAACCGCAAUAGUUCACUAAGUACAAACAUUAAUUAAAUAAAUUAAUCAACAAAUAUUUCCAUUACUCGUAGUAGUUAAAACUAAUAAAGCAUAUGUCAACAUUAGGUUGAAUAAUAUUUAAACAAUUGUUGCAUUUUAACUAAAUUAAAGUAAACCGCAUGCAGCUGCGACAAUAUUUAACAAAUAAUUAACUAGCUUAGGUGUAAAAAGAAACUUUUAAACAUUCACAGCGCAAAAAUUUGCUUAAUUUCAUGCCAAAACUACAAGUACAUGCAUAUAAUAUAA
Drosophila busckii is the source of this 819-nucleotide messenger RNA. It is a transcript of the gene Pldn, whose product is annotated as biogenesis of lysosome-related organelles complex 1 subunit 6. The coding region runs from base 48 to 545 and encodes 165 amino acids. Gene Ontology annotation, cellular component: BLOC-1 complex; extrinsic component of membrane; transport vesicle. Lineage: Eukaryota; Metazoa; Arthropoda; Insecta; Diptera; Drosophilidae. The record is from RefSeq and is a predicted model, not a curated record. The transcript has 5 exons. Gene Ontology annotation, biological process: intracellular transport.